GGGGGGGGGCGCUCGGGCGGGGUUCCAGCCUGGAAGGUGUGCGCGAGGCUGGUCCCAGAGUGGGAGACGUGAACUGCAGGUAAUGCAUGCCCAUGGUACAAAAAUUCACAGGUUUGUAGACAAGAAAAGACGUGGGGUUCCUUCUUCUCUUUAUCUGUGGCCUCCCAGGGACUCUCGGGUGGAGUGUGGCAAACCCCAUCCCCCCGCCAUGUACUCCCCCCACCUCGGCCAGGUUGGCGGGACCGUAUCUGGGGGCCCCGGCCCCCCUUCUCGCUGCGGUGAGCCCAGAAUGACGCGCGCACUGCGCAGACUCCCCGCUGCAGUGGGCGGAGUCCCCUCAGGCCCCGCCCCUCCCUCCUCCAGCCCCUGUUCUGCCUGUCGGGGCAGAAGCUGGGGCCCCGCAGAGGUAGCAGCAGCCGCCUGCCGAGUAAGGCCGAGGCCCCUAAGGGUUUGGAGACCCUGACACACCCACCUUCCCUCCUGGGCUCUGCGUACCCCCCAGCUGCCAGGCAAGAUGAAGCCUAAACUGAUGUACCAGGAGCUGAAGGUGCCUGCUGAGGAGCCCUCCAACGAGCUGCCCAUGAAUGAGAUUGAGGCAUGGAAGGCUGCAGAGAAGAAAGCCCGCUGGGUCCUGUUGGUCCUCAUCCUGGCAGUUGUGGGCUUCGGUGCCCUGAUGACUCAGCUGUUUCUAUGGGAAUACGGCGACUUACAUCUCUUUGGCCCCAACCAGCGCCCAGCCCCCUGCUAUGACCCCUGCGAAGCAGUGCUGGUGGAGAGCAUUCCUGAGGGCCUGGACUUCCCCAAUGCCUCCACGGGCAACCCCUCCACCAGCCAGGCCUGGCUGGGGCUGCUCGCCAGUGCCCACAGCAGCCUGGACAUCGCCUCAUUCUACUGGACCCUCACCAACAAUGACACCCACACGCAGGAGCCCUCUGCCCAGCAGGGUGAGGAGGUCCUCCGGCAGCUCCAGAGCCUGGCACCAAGAGGCGUGAAGGUCCGCAUCGCCGUGAGCAAGCCCAGCGGGCCCCAGCCACAGGCGGACCUGCAGGCCCUGCUGCAGAGCGGUGCCCAGGUCCGCAUGGUGGACAUGCAGAAGCUGACCCAUGGUGUCCUGCACACCAAGUUCUGGGUGGUGGACCAGACCCACUUCUACCUGGGCAGUGCCAACAUGGACUGGCGCUCACUGACCCAGGUCAAGGAGCUGGGUGUGGUCAUGUACAACUGCAGCUGCCUGGCUCGAGACCUGACUAAGAUCUUUGAGGCCUACUGGUUCCUGGGCCAGGCAGGUAGCUCCAUCCCAUCAACCUGGCCCCGGCCCUAUGACACCCGCUACAAUCAAGAGACACCAAUGGAGAUCUGCCUCAAUGGAACCCCUGCUCUCGCCUACCUGGCGAGUGCACCCCCACCCCUGUGUCCAAGUGGCCGCACCCAAGACCUGAAGGCUCUACUCAACGUGGUGGACAACGCCCGGAGUUUCAUCUACAUCGCAGUCAUGAACUACCUGCCCACUAUGGAGUUCUCCCACCCGCGCAGGUUCUGGCCGGCCAUUGACGACGGGCUGCGACGGGCCGCCUACGAGCGGGGCGUCAAGGUGCGCCUGCUCAUCAGCUGCUGGGGACACUCGGAGCCAUCCAUGCGUGCCUUCCUGCUCUCCCUGGCUUCCCUGCGGGACAACCAUACCCACUCUGACAUCCAGGUGAAACUCUUCGUGGUCCCUGCGGAUGAGGCCCAGGCUCGGAUCCCGUAUGCCCGUGUCAACCACAACAAGUACAUGGUGACCGAACGCGCGACCUACAUUGGAACCUCCAACUGGUCUGGCAACUACUUCACGGAGACAGCGGGCACCUCGCUGCUGGUGACACAGAACGGGCGCGGCGGCCUGCGCAGCCAGCUGGAGGCUGUGUUCCUGAGGGACUGGGGCUCCCCUUACAGCCAUGACCUUGACACCUCGGCCGACAGCGUGGGCAACGCCUGUCGCCUGCUCUGAGGCCCGGUCCAGCGGACAGGCCGAGGCCUGCCGGGCCCCAUGGACCCAAAUGCUCUGGGUCCCGGUCCCUGUCCCCGUGCCCCCGCUUCUGUCUGCCCCUUUGUGGCUCCACAGGCUCUCCCCUGCUCUCCCGCCUCUACCUCUGCCCCCACCGGCCUGACGCUGUGGCCCCGGGCCCAGCAGAGCUGGGGGAGGGAUCAGCCCCCGAAGAAGUGGGGGGUGCAUGUUGGGCCCGGCCCCCUGGCCCACCCCCCUUUCCAAGGGCAAAGAGGGCCCAAGGUUAUGAUAAGUAAAUAACUUGUCUGUA
Lemur catta (Ring-tailed lemur) is the source of this 2294-nucleotide messenger RNA. It is a transcript of the gene PLD3, whose product is annotated as phospholipase D family member 3. Bases 515 to 1987 code for a protein of 490 amino acids. The record is from RefSeq and is a predicted model, not a curated record. Gene Ontology annotation, molecular function: catalytic activity. The transcript has 13 exons. Lineage: Eukaryota; Metazoa; Chordata; Mammalia; Primates; Lemuridae.